CCCCCAAGCCUGCGCAGCUCCGAGAAGGAGAUUCAACCCGCCAUACGUGAUGUCGCAGAUUCGCCAGAAGUUACUGCAGUUACAGUAAUUUUAAUAUAAUCAGGCUGUUUAAUAAUGAUGUUUUCAGCUCAGAGCGGGGAUUAGCGGCGGUUUCUGCAGCGCGGGGGCCGCGGAUUUAUUUCUGAAGCAUGGACUGUGCGCGAGCAGAUGGUCCUUCGGUCUUCAUGUGCAAAAUAUGCAACCUGUUCUCACCUAAUAAGUCGCUGCUCCUGUCUCACGUCCUUGAGAACCACACCAAGGAGGGGGAUGAUGCUGAGGAAGUCAUUAUUCCACUCAAGCCAUUACAGUCACCACAAGCACAACCUGCAGACGGUGUUGUGAAAAGGAAACGCGGCAGACCAAAAGGUUCAACCAAGAAAGUCCAAGCAGACAAAGUCAGGACGAAUAAAGCUUCCAGUCAGCCAAAGAAAGAGACGCCGGCCGCUCAGCCAGAAUCUGCGGCCGAACAGCAAAACGAAGAUGACACUGGUUUGGAGUGCAAGAAAUGCCAUCGCAAGUUCAGCAACAAACGACAAAUUUCCAAACACAUCUGUUUUGCAGGACUUAAAGAAGCUGCGGACGAGGAGGAGAACCACGGUCACAAUCCCGAUGCUGGUAAGAAAGAUGAUGGAGAAGAUGACGUAAGAUCUACACCAAAGAAGGCGAGAACAAUGAGAACAGAUAAGGCUUCUAACGUAAAAGACCCGGAGUCGACAAACUGCACCAAAAACCCCAUCGUCAGUGUUGUCCUUGCAGCUCAUGAAGCCAUUCCUGGUGCCACAAAAAUAGUUCCAAUAGAGGCUGCACCAGCCGAGGCAGUUAUCCCACCAGAGACCACCGCCAGCUCCCAAGUACCAGAACCGAAGAAGGGUUAUCAGGAAUACGCCAUCCAGCAAGCUGCUUACGAGGUUCCUCUCAAAUCUAACAGGUUAGGUCAAACACAGCUGAAAAUCUUCACCUGUGAAUACUGCAACAAGGUCUUCAAGUUCAAGCACUCGCUCCAAGCCCACUUACGGAUUCACACCAACGAGAAGCCAUUUAAAUGCCCCCAGUGCGACUACGCCAGCACCAUCAAGGCCAACCUCAGCGUUCACAUGAGGAAGCACACUGGAGAGAAGUUCAGCUGCGAGCACUGCUCCUUCAGCUGCCUCAGCAAGGGCCACCUCAAGGUCCACGUGGAGCGGGUGCACAAGAAGGUAAAGCAGUACUGCCGCUUCUGCAAGAAGAAGUACUCGGAUGUGAAGAACUUGCUGAAGCACAUUCGCGAGAGUCACGACCUGGAAGAUGAGAAGGUUAAAGAGUCCUAUGAUGAGUACAGACUACAGACCAGAGAGGGCAAGAGGCAGCUUCUGUACGACUGUCAGAUAUGCGACCGCAAGUUCAAGAACGAGCUGGACCGCGACCGUCACCUCAUGGUGCACGGCAGCAAGAGACCGUUCGGCUGCGAGCUGUGCGACCACGGCUCCACCAAGUUCCAGGCUCUGCAGGCUCAUAUCCGGAAGCAUCCCUUCGUCUAUGUGUGCGCCAUCUGCCUGCAGAGGUUUGUCAGUUCGGUGCGCCUCAAGUCCCACUUCCAGCAGUCCCACCCUGAAGUGGACGAGACCACGGCGUUCUCAGAUUCAAUCAAGAACAGUUUCUGCCUGCUGAAACCUGGAGACGACAUCCAGCAGGACAUUGUAAAACAGGAGGAGCUGGACAUUACGAAAGAGUUAUCUCUCCUUAACGUUCAAGAGGUGCUCAUCACGGACGUAGAAGAAGAACAAGAAGACGACGCUGAAUGUCCUGAAGGCUUACCUACAGAAAUUGCAGCCGACACAUUAGAACAGGAGACCCAGGAAGAUAUAGCAUCAACAGACAUUGACACCAGUUGCCAAAUAAUUGAGACCGUUGAAACCCAGACACAUGAAAAUCAACCCCAAGGCAGUUUACCAAACAUGGACUCCAGUGUAACUCCAGGGUUUGACAAUCCAAAUGAAGAUGCAGAAAAUGUAGCAUUGACUUCGCAUACUCCCAUAACUGAAACUCAAACAACAUCAACCCAGCAGAUGUUGUCUACAGACAGUGGUGACGCACCAGUCGCUCAAAAUGAGAUAGAAGAAACCCACGUCACUCCGAGCAACACUGCCUCUAGUGGUGCGGAGGACUUGGCCACCACACAUCAAGAGGAAAAAUCAGCGUUCAUGCAGAUUUUAGACCAAAUGCAAAAAAGGCAGCUAAACAUGGACAUCUUUGAGAGGAUACGCAAGAUUUACGGAGACCUGGAGUGCGAAUACUGUGGUAAGCUCUUCUGGUAUCAGGUGCACUAUAACAUGCACGUGCGAACACACACUCGUGAGCACCUGCACUACUGCUCCCAGUGCAGCUACUCCUCCAUCACCAAAAACUGUUUGAAGCGGCAUGUCAUCCAAAAACACAGCAACAUCCUCCUCAAGUGUCCUUUAGAAGGGUGUGAGUACUGCACUCCUGACAAGUACAAGCUGCAGUCCCACGUCAAAACACACACAGAAACUGUUAAAAACCAGUUCAUUUGUCCCGUCUGUAAAGACUCAUUUCCAGAGGACAAACUUAGAUAUCAUAUCAAAAUAAAUCAUCCAGAUACAUCAUGGAGUACUAUCUCAGAGGCGCUGGGGAUACGUGUUCAUGUAAAAGGAGUAAUAGGGAAACGAGCCUCUAAAUGUCCGUACUGUGACUGCUUCUUCACACGGAAUGGAACAGACAUGCAACAGCACAUAUGGGCUCAUGAAGGAGUGAAGCCCUUCAAGUGUCCGAUCUGUGACUACGCCUCCCGCAGUAAAAGCAACCUGAAGGCACACAUGAACCGCCACAAUACAGAGAAGACCCACCUCUGUGAUUUAUGUGGGAAGAAGUUCAAGUCUAAAUGCACUCUUAAGAGCCACAAGCUAAUGCACUCCGCAGAUGGUAAGCAGUUCAAAUGCACUGAGUGUGAUUUCACUGCAGCACAGAAGCCACACCUCCUCCGCCACAUGGAACAACACGCCUCUUUUAAGCCAUUCCGUUGCGCACACUGCCACUAUUCCUGCAACAUCCCAGGCUCUCUUAAAAGACAUUAUAAUAAAAAGCAUCCCGGUGAACAGUACUGCAAUGCAGGUCCUGGAACAGCAUCAUCUGAAACUGUGAUGGAGCAAGGUGGAGUGAAGUGCCCGGUCUGUAACUAUGUUUAUGGCACUAAAUGGGAAAUGAACAGACACCUGAAGAGCAAACACGGCCUCAAAGUGGUGGAGAACAGCAGUCUCGGGCUGAACCAGUGGGAGGUGGUGGAGUCGGUGGAGGAGCCGAGCGCGCAGUAUCUUCAGAUUGCUGAGACGGAGGAUGCUCAGGGAACAGAGGAUGCGGUGUCGGCACUGCAGAACCUCCGCUUUAACACACAGAACGGUGUUGUGUCCGCAACAACAGCAGACAGACUGGACCCAGUGUCCGUUAAUAUUCUUCAGCAAAUAAUCGAGCUGGGCACAGAGAACCCCAAUGCGACCGUGGCUUCUGUGGUAGCCAUGGCUCCUGGCACAGUCACUGUAGUGGAGCAGGUGACGGAGGAGGAGGACCAGGCUGGCCACGCCAUGAUGAUCCAGGAUGCCAUGCAGCAGGCCUCAGUGGGCUUGGGAGAAGAGCACCACCUGGUGGUGUCCUCAGACGACGUGGAGGGCAUAAAGACGGUGACUGUGUACACGCAGGGGGACGACGCCUCUCAGUUCAUAGUCUACGUUCAGGAGGCCGUGCAGACUGAAGAGACCACCACAGAAGUGGUCUGAACGUCCUCAGGAACGUGGUGAAAUAAUGUACGCCUGGAGAAUCAUUCUGAUUUAAGCAGUUUCCAGUCUCAAGCGGACGGAGUUACAGGAAUGGUUUGGCUGAAAAUGAAAUCUACGUAGGUUUACUUUUAUUCCACAUGGUGUCAAUCAGCCAAUCAGUGCACUAGGAGGAAAGCGCAGCGACUCAGUUCCGAUACAUCAGCUCACAGAUGCAGCCUCGUGCUGAUCGACAUCACCCUUUGGAGUGAUGUGGGGAAAGAGCGCCAUCUACUGCCCCCCCACCCAGAGAGAGCAAGGCUCUCAAUUGUGCUCUCUCAGGGCUCCGGCAGCUGAUGGCAAGCUGCAUGACCGGGAUUCGAACCAGCGAUCUCCCGAUCAUAGUGGAAGAGCUUAGCCUGCCAGACCACUCAGAGCCCCAGGGGUCUGUAUUAGUUCUGUUUUAUUGACCGCUGGAGCUAGGAGGCUAACGUCGCUAACAAACACAGACUUGUUUAAAUGUUGUUUAGAGCAGAGUAUCCAAUCAAACGUGCCUUCCCAUGCACACACAUCAGCCAGGAAUAUUAUGUUUGUGUUCUCUAUUGUUUCUAUUGGUCAAUGAAAUAAUCAUGUUAAUGUAGGAUUUCCAAAUUAAAAAUACUAUAUAAUUAUGGAGAAAAUCUACACAGUGAAUUUUGCAAGUAGUCAAUAUAUUUUAUACUGUGCUCUAAACCAGUGUUACCUAACCUGAGAUGGACUUGUGUUGUAGUGAAACCUGAUAACGAGUACAAACUUUUGUCGAAUAUUCCUCCUCCAUUCAUCCCCAGCAUUCCGAAAUACAGAUUUUUUAGAUGCUCCCAACAGGCUUACAAUGCUACUGAUAAGGGCAUAGAGUUACCCAAAUAAAUAUGGUUUUAUGUUUUUUUGGAUACAAUCCGGGUUAGCACCCGAACAUCCCUUUCAGACAGCUUCCUCUUACAGCGUCCACAGUUAAUCCUGUUGGAUGUGGUUGGUCCUUCUUGGUGGUAUGCUGACAUUACCCUGGAUACCGUGGCUCUUGAUACAUCACAAAGACUUGCUGUCUUGGUCACAGAUGCUCCAGCAAGACGUGCACCAACAAUUUGUCCUCUUUUGAACUCUGGUAUGUCACCCAUAAUGUUAUAGUGUGCAUUGCAAUAUUUUGAGUAAAACUGUGCUCUUACCCUGCUAAUUGAACCUUCACACUCUUACUGCUCUUACUGGAACAAUGUGUAAUUAAUGAAGAUUGGCCACCAGGCUGCUCCAAUUUAGCCAUCUAAACAAAGUUUGUCUAAACAUGCUUUAGAAUGGAUGAUAUGGGGCAUAUUUUGCCCCUGCAGAUAAAUCACCAAAUCUUUUUACAACGUUAUCCAGGCUCAAAGUAGCUCCGGAAGAGUAGAGAUGGGUUAUUUAACAAAGGUGAGUACUCUUCCUCAUAUUUUACUACAUGCAAAAGUCAAUUUUAUAUCGGCGUUCUCCUUUAAGCUCAGUCAUGGUAUUUCUUAGUGCAUAAAAACUCUUGAGUAGAGUAUUCCAUUUCACAGAUAUUUCAAUCUUAGACUGAAAACAAACAGAAAUUAUCUUCAUCAUCUAGUGAAGAUAUUUAUUCCUAUUGCAGCUUAAUGAGUGUUUGGGUUCUGGUUGCCUAUUGGUUAUUGCCUGACUCAGAGUUUAAAACUAAACUCUGUGUUUUUCCAUUAUUAAUAAUCUGCAUUAAUCUGAAGUGCAUGUAAACGCACUCUCUCUCUGUGUUUUGGCUGAUUGAUUUUGUCUGGGUUAAGAGGAAUAUUGUACCAAGUACCAAGUUUAGUUGAACAGCCAACAUUAUUUCUUUAGUGUUGCGCAUAUUCUACAAGCUUAAAUGCAAUGGAUGCAUAAAAAAUGCAUAAAAAAACACUUGCAAACUGUUUUUUUAAGUUAAAUACUGUCAAAUUUAUUUUCCUUUUUUUCCCAAAUUUCUGACACUGGUAGCACAUUACUAGAGCAUUUAAAAAAAUUGAAUAUCAUUGAAAAGUUACUUUAUUUCAGUAAUUCAGUUCAAAAUGUGAAACUCACAUAUUUUAUAUAGAUGCAUAACACAAAGUGUGAUCUAUUUUAAGCGUUUAUUUAUUUUAUUGUUGAUGAUUAUGAAGCUUACAGCCAAAAAAUCCAAAACCCAAAAAUCAGAGUCUCAGAAAAUUAGAAUAUUAUAUAAGACCAAUUGGUACUUCUUUUUUUUUUUUUUUGCAGUACGGGUAGUGUGCCAAGUCCUGCUGGAAAAUGAAAUCCGCAUCUCCAUGAAAGUUCAUCAGCAGAGAGAAGCAUGAAGCGCUGUAAAAUCUUUAGACUUGAUAACAAAACACAGUGGAUCAACACCAGCAGAUGACAUGUCUCUCCAAACCAUCACUGAUCAUCAGUACAUUUUUUUAAAGAUGUGAAUUUCAUUUUCCAGCAGGACUUGGCACACUGCCCACACUGCCAAAAGUACCAAUUGGUCUUAUAUAAUAUUCUAAUUUUCUGAGACACUGAUUUUUGGGUUUUCAAACGCUUAAAAAAUAUCACUCUAUGUGUAAUAUAUCUAUAUAAUAUAUGAGUUUCACAUUUUGAACUAUUGAAUUAUUGAAAUAAAGUAACAUUUUUGUGAGAUGCACCUGUAUAAUCACUGAAAUUGACAAAAGCACACCAGGCUUCAAGACAGCUGCUAUUUCUGUCUUAGCUAUGUAGCACUAGAUCCAUAAAAAUGUUAGAUAAUUAUGCCAUGUGGUGUUAAAUUAACCAUUGAAUAUUCUGUAUAUAAGAUUAUUCCCUUUUUUAUUUGUUUUUUUGGCCGAACUAUCUUAUAAGUCAAGUCAAGUCAAGUCAAAGUGGUUUUUAUUGUCAUUUCAGCUAUAUACAGAGUACACAGUGAAACGAAACAACGUUCCUCCAAGGACCAUGGUGCACAUAAACACAGUGUAGACAGAACAAUAGUGCAACAGUACAAAAGUGCAGACAGACAAUACAACACCAUACAGACAAAGAAUAAUAAAUAACAAGACAGUGUGCAAAUUAUGCAGUGUGCAAAAAGUGUGCAAAAAAGACCAGUGAGGUAGUAAUUACCUCUAUUACACAGUGUGCAAUAGAGUCCAGUGAGGUAGUAGGGUUUUUAGUGCUUUCCAUUUUCUGGGGUAAGUGGGGUAAGAGUGUGUGUGCAUGUACAGAAAAACCAUCAGUUCAGUCUCUGCAGUUGAGGAGUCUGAUGGCUUGGGGGUAGAAGCUGUUGCAGAAUCUGGUCGUGCUGGACCGGAUCUCCUGGAAACGUAUCUCCUGGAAAAUCGAAUGCCGUAUUUGCCUUAUAAAGGGAUGCACUCUGAUGCAGUAAUGGGUUUACAUUCAUUUGACAACCCUGCGGUCUUACAUAUCCUACACAUCCCAAACUAAGAACAAAUCAUUUUGCUUUAACUCCUAUUGAACGACAAAAAAAAACUAAAAUACAAGACCUUAUGUUUUCUAAAUUGUCAGUCAUACAUAUGUGCUCUAAAAGAUUUCAGAAUAUUUAACUGCCCUGUCUGUAAAAGAGCACAUAUAUAUCAUUCAUCUCUAGUGCAAUCCCUGCCAUUUCCACUGUUUUGUAGUUUUAUAAGAUUGUAAAUGUUACGGAUACCAAAUUAUUAAACAGACUUUUACAACUUGG
Molecule: messenger RNA, 7452 nt
Organism: Astyanax mexicanus (Mexican tetra)
Lineage: Eukaryota; Metazoa; Chordata; Actinopteri; Characiformes; Acestrorhamphidae
Product: zinc finger protein ZFAT
Exons: 16
Coding region: 189-3806 (1205 amino acids)
Biological process (GO): regulation of gene expression
Cellular component (GO): nucleus
Source: RefSeq, a predicted model, not a curated record